This is a messenger RNA of Episyrphus balteatus (marmalade hoverfly), 2317 nucleotides long. RefSeq names its product beta-3 adrenergic receptor. Gene Ontology annotation, molecular function: corazonin receptor activity. Gene Ontology annotation, biological process: neuropeptide signaling pathway. NCBI's taxonomy places the organism in Eukaryota, Metazoa, Arthropoda, Insecta, Diptera, Syrphidae. The record is from RefSeq and is a predicted model, not a curated record. Gene Ontology annotation, cellular component: membrane. Bases 168 to 2216 code for a protein of 682 amino acids. The transcript is spliced from 10 exons.
AAGCAUUUAUGAACCUUUGGAGGGGGCUGUAAAUAUAAAUACCUUCCCAAGGAAAGCUUUAUUAUAUUACGAAUAGCAUACAUAUAAAUUUUGGUCAAAACAUUUAAAUAACAAUGGAUGACUUAAAAUACCCAUUUCAGUACAUUUUCAACAGUUAAACAAACAAAAUGAAAAAAUACUUAUUACCAAUAUUUUUUGUAAUCAUCUGUGGACUUAUUAAAAGAUGUUCAAUGAUUCCUAUUGACUCCGAUGAGUCUUUAGAUGAAGUUUGGUCAAUUCCACAAUAUGACGGAACUAUACGCCAGAUGACGGAACAACAAGCUUUUAGGCAAGCUAUGCUAACAGAACCCGAACACUUAGGUUCGACAAACUCGGAUAAGGUUCGUUUCUAUUUAUAUACCCAAGCAAAUCCAACCGAACCACUUGAAUUGGAUAUGGAUAAUUUGGAAACCUUGUAUCGAUCAACAUUUAAUUUUGAAAAUCCUGCCAGACUUGCAAUGGACCUAAAAACCGGUACACUUUUAGUACCACCAACAGUAAAAAACUCCAGUUGUUCACAUCCACGUUAUACGGGACAUAGCUUUAUCAUCCAUAUUGGAAUAGCUGAAACAAUUGAAGCUUUACUCAUUUUGAUAUUAACAUUAGGUGUAAUAGGUGCGAAUGCGUUAGUUAUAUUUGUCAUCAACAAUCGUAGAUAUUCACCGUAUAUUCAUAUGCAGCCACGUUACCUGCUAACAUCGCUGGCAUUAAACGACCUCACAAUUGGCCUGCUAAUCACUCCAUUUGGAUUGUUGCCAGCAUUGUUUCACUGUUGGCCGUAUGGUGAGAUUUUUUGCCAAAUUCAGGCAUUACUCCGUGGCGCCCUCUCGCAGCAGAGUGCUGUAAUACUCGUUUGCAUGGCUGUCGAUAGGUACAUGUGUGCGUUACAUCCUAGACGAUAUUUUCAACAUUCGAGUAAAAAGGGCUGUGUGGCCAUUGUUAGCCUUACAUGGAUCAUUAGUUUAACGGUUUUUGGUUUCCUGGUCCUGCCAAAAGGGUACUACUUCAACAAUACCGGACUAAUGGCAUGCGAGCCAUUUUAUAGCAAGCCAUCAUAUCGAAUUUUAGCAACUUGUGCACUUUACUUCCCCACCACCAUGGUACUCAUGUAUUGCUAUGGUUCGAGCUUUCAUAUGAGCCGUUUUAGGCUCAACGAUCCCACGCUGCCGACGACGAUGGCACAUCAUCCGCAUCAUCCAUUGACGGCGUCGACAACGCUUCCCAAUACACCAGUCAUGAAUUUAAGCAUGGCAAUGGGUAUGGGCUUAGGUGGACCAUCUAAUACAAUAACGAAAAAGAUUGUUCCAAUUCAGGAGAAGCAAUUGAACAACGGGUCGACAUCCCGAUCAAUGGCCGCCAUGUCCUUGGGUUUCAUUGUGAUGGUAACACCCUGGACAAUACAGGAAAUUGUGACUGCGUGUACCGGGUCCAAGCUUCCGCCGUUUUUAGACUUCAUUGUUACAUGGACUGCGCUUAGUAAUAGUUUUUGGAAUCCAUUUUUAUAUUGGCUUCUGAAUUCGCAGUUCCGUCGACUCAGUCGCCAUUUACUGCCGAAUCGGUGGUGUCCCGCCGAAGACACACCGGACCACAAGUCCCCCUGCUGCCACAUGAACUCUGAAUGUGACAUAACAACACUACCAAUGCCACCCGAACCGCCAACGUCUCGACCGCCCCACAGUGGCGCUAGCGGCGGUGGUGGUGGCCGAAUCACCCCCCACCUGCAUACAUACUCCCUACGUAGCCAUCAUCAUCAUUAUGCCCCACAACAUGCUGGCAUGCAAAGGCCAGAUAUCGAAGGUCUCUCCGAGAAAUAUUGGGGCGAAAUACUCGAACGCACUGUCAGUUCCGGCAGCUUACAUGCCAUGCAGAAAUCCUUUUCGUCACCACAUCAACCGCAUCACGUAACAACAUCGUUCAGCAAGAACAGUGAUUUGAGUCUGACGAUACGCGAAAAUGGCGAAGAUGGUAACGGCGGUGGUGGUAGCAGUGCCAGCAUUUUGGACAAAUUUUCCAGCUCCGAGCCGAAACUGUGUGAGCACAUUUACCAUCAUGAUGCAAGUUGUGCCAAAAAUAAGGGUACCGCCAUGGUGGCGGCAACAGUGUCAACGAUUACAAAUGGCAGUGGCAGUUGUCAAAACACACAUCAUCCGGCGGGUAGAAGCAUACCCGAUAUAUAGUACGCGGAGGAUGUCAUUUUGGCCAAGAGUCAAAUGAUGCAUGGAGCUGAAUAUGUAAAAUGAAUAUAUAGAAAUAGAUGUAUGUGAUUCUUAUACAAGUA